AUGCUCUCGCGAAAUCACGUUUGGCAUCAGGAGUAUGGCAAGGUAGUUUCGUAUUUAGCAUUGUUGAGUGUGUCAGCAUUUGCCUUACAAGACACGUCAGGAGACAAUCUCGCAGUCGGAGCAGCAGUAUUGGACAAUGAACCUAGCCACAAAUCGAAUGGAAAGUUGGGUGUCAAACUCAUUGAAGACGAGGACAACCACCCAACUCCGAACAAUUUGAAACAACCCUUGAAUCCACACAGUAGUUCGAAUAAUUACGGAAGUGCUGCAGCUGCAGCUGCAGCGAUUCCAGAUCAAAGUUCUGAAGGUGAUCAACCUGAUACGCCAUCUUAUAACGCGUUUCUCAUGUCGAUCUCGAUGAUCGUGGUCUCUGAGAUUGGUGACAAGACAUUUUUGAUUGCGGCAUUGAUGGCGAUGAGAAAUUCGAGACUUGUUGUGUUUUCAUCGGCAUUCUCAUCAUUGGUCGUGAUGACUGUGCUAUCAGGUAUAGUCGGGCAUGCUUUGCCUACUUUGAUCUCACAAAGGAUAACCCAGUUUUUGGCAUCGGCAUUAUUCAUUAUCUUUGGUUUCAAGCUAUUGAAAGAAGGGCUUGCGAUGUCUAAAGAGUUGGGCGUUGACGAAGAACUCGCGGAGGUGGAGGAAGAGAUUGCUUCGAAUAAAUUGAACAGCCAGUUAAAUGAUAUGGAAGGCGGCGUCCCUGCAGUAACAGGAAGUCCGCAGACUUCAAAAUUAGGAGAAAUUGGUCAGCAAAUUCAGAAUUUGGCAUCUUUUGUAUUCACUCCUGUAUGGAUCCAAGUGUUUGUUAUGACAUUCUUGGGUGAAUGGGGAGAUAGGUCGCAAAUUGCCACGAUUGCAAUGGCUGCUGGUUCGGAAUACUGGUUCGUCAUUAUGGGUGCCAUUGUGGGACACGGGUUGUGUACUGCGGCUGCUUGUUUAGGUGGUAAGCUUUUAGCGAAAAAAAUUUCAAUGAGAAACGUUACACUGGGUGGAGCUGUUGCUUUCUUUGUAUUUGCAAUCUUAUACUUUUACGACGCCUACUACAACGUUGAAGCAUAA
Molecule: messenger RNA, 1056 nt
Organism: Lodderomyces elongisporus
Lineage: Eukaryota; Fungi; Ascomycota; Pichiomycetes; Serinales; Debaryomycetaceae
Gene: GDT1
Product: putative ribosome biosynthesis protein
Exons: 3
Coding region: 1-1056 (351 amino acids)
Biological process (GO): manganese ion transmembrane transport; Golgi calcium ion transport; calcium ion transmembrane transport
Cellular component (GO): Golgi apparatus; fungal-type vacuole membrane
Molecular function (GO): calcium ion transmembrane transporter activity; manganese ion transmembrane transporter activity
Source: RefSeq, a predicted model, not a curated record